Messenger RNA from Leptonychotes weddellii (Weddell seal), 2182 nucleotides. NCBI's taxonomy places the organism in Eukaryota, Metazoa, Chordata, Mammalia, Carnivora, Phocidae. The record is from RefSeq and is a predicted model, not a curated record.
UGUCUUAGGCCCUCCCUUCCGUCUGGGUGUGUGUCAGCCGCCGGCGGGCUUCCUCCCGUUGGGCUUAGGUUGACCCCUCCGCCCCGUUCUGUCCGGCUGUCUCAGGCCCGCCCUCCCAGCUUCUACCCGCCACCCUGACGGGUCCUUUCCCAAGCCCCUAGGGGCGGCAGAGGACUUGGGGACCAGCGAGCACCCCCAGGGUGUGAGAAGAGCCUCUGCUGCCUGCCCUGCCUCACCCUGCCCUACGCCAGGCUCAGCCGCCCCGGCCCCCGGCUGCAUCAAGUGGAGGAGGCGGAGGCGGAGGAGGGUGGCACCAUGGGCCCGGGCCGUGCCCUCCAUGCCCGGGGGAUGAAGACGCUGCUGCCAUGGACAGCCCGUGCCAGCCGCAGCCCCUGAGUCAGGCUCUUCCUCAGUUGCCGGGUUCUGUGUCAGAGCCCUUGGAGCCUGGUCGGGCCAGGAUGGGGGUGGAGAGUUACCUGCCCUGUCCCCUGCUACCCUCCUACCACCGCCCAGGAGCGCCUGGUGAGGCCUCGGCGGGGAGUGGGACCCCCAGGGCCACAGCCACCUCCACGAUAGCCAGCCCCCUUCGGGAGGGCUUCGGCGGGCAGGAUGGUGGUGAGCUGCGCCCACUGCAGAGUGAGGGCGCUGCAGCACUGGUCACCAAGGGGUGCCAGCGACUGGCGGCCCAGGGCGCCCGGCCUGAGGCCCCCAAACGGAAGUGGGCAGAGGAUGGUGGGGACGCCCCAGCACCCAGCAAGCGGUCCUGGGCCAGGCAGGAGAACCAGGAGGCAGAGGCUGAAGGGGAGGGCAGCAUGGGCUGCAGCAGUGGCAAUGGCGAGGCCAGCGCGGGGCCGAGGGAGGAGGUGCUGCCCGCCGCGCCUGAGCGCCUGGCCCUGGACUAUAUCGUGCCCUGCAUGCGGUACUACGGCAUCUGUGUCAAGGACAGCUUCCUGGGGGCGGCGCUGGGUGGCUGCGUGCUGGCCGAGGUGGAGGCCCUGAAGCGGAGCGGGCGCCUGCGUGACGGGCAGCUGGUGAGCCAGCGGGCUAUCCCGCCACGCAGCAUUCGUGGGGACCAGAUUGCCUGGGUGGAAGGCCAUGAGCCGGGCUGCCGAAGCAUCGGGGUCCUCAUGGCCCACGUGGACGCUGUGAUCCGCCACUGCGCUGGGCGCCUGGGUGGCUACGUCAUCAACGGGCGCACCAAGGCCAUGGUGGCGUGUUACCCAGGCAACGGGCUGGGGUACGUGAGGCAUGUCGACAAUCCCCAUGGCGAUGGGCGCUGCAUCACCUGCAUCUAUUACCUGAAUCAGAACUGGGAUGUCAAGGUGCAUGGCGGCCUGCUGCAGAUCUUCCCUGAGGGCCGGCCUGUGGUUGCCAACAUUGAGCCCCUCUUUGAUCGGUUGCUCAUUUUCUGGUCUGAUCGGCGGAACCCCCACGAGGUGAAACCAGCCUAUGCCACCAGGUACGCCAUCACCGUCUGGUAUUUUGAUGCUAAGGAGCGGGCAGCAGCCAAAGACAAGUAUCAACUAGCGUCCGGACAGAAAGGUGUCCAAGUACCUGUGUCACAGCCGACUACGCCCACCUAGUGGCCAGCCCCAGAGCUGCAUGGACAGACAGCCUGCCCUGACUUGGGGAGAGCCUUUGGCCCUGUGCUGCUGGCCCAGCCCCCCCGCCAGUCUCGGUGCCUGCUCCUUCGCUGCCACCACCGCUGCUUCCGGCUUUGCCUCCGGCCUGCCUGGUGUGGAGAGCUCCGUCUGACGCUGAGGACCAGGGAGGAGAGACCUCUGCUGGCCUGUGAUGGGGGCUGGGGCUGUGACCUGGGCAGGGGCCGGUGUCGGGAGCCACCAUCACUGGCACUGGGGCCCGGUGGCUUGCCCUGUCCGGUUGUGCUCCUCUCAGACGGGGAGAGCUGGAAGGAGCCAUUGCCACCUCCCACCAGGCUGCGGGAUCGGGGGUUGGGGAUGUCAUGGCCUCUUGCUGGCAGAGGUUCGUGGGGGGGACAGUAUCCCCAAGCCCCCCACUCCUCCAGCCUGGAAUGUGAAGUGACCCCCCAACCCCUAUGGCCACGGCACCUUCUGGACUAGGCUGCCCCUGCGUGGGCAGGAGAAAAGGUGCUGGGAGGAGCAUGGGUGUGAAGAGUCCUGUCAGCCAAGAAAGAAAUAAAAGUUUACCUCAGAGCUGCAAA